Ostertagia ostertagi is the source of this 243-nucleotide messenger RNA. Lineage: Eukaryota; Metazoa; Nematoda; Chromadorea; Rhabditida; Trichostrongylidae. The record is from the annotation of a GenBank genome assembly.
AUGGGAGUGGUCAGAUCCGCGAUUGAGCAGCAUGCACAAGAAGAAGGACUGAUAACCAACAACAACUUGAUUGAUGAGAAACCGCGGAACGACGGUGGGAAAUUCGCUGUCACCUACGCCGUCGUCGGUGUGGAGUGCGAUCAGUUGAAAAACUUCAUUGUGGGGAUAAGGCAGAUGUCACCGAUCAUUCGCUAUGUUACCAUCGCAUGCUACGGCGAAGAUACAGUUUGGUGGUUCCCCUAA